GAAAGCGACAGGCGGCGCCGGUUGGCCGCUUGGGAAACGGGAGGGGGAGAUAAUACGACCAAACGAGCUCUGUGUUUGCAGGUCUUGAGCCUAACGGUCGAGGUGUUGCAGUGCACGCGUCAGGAGUUCUUUUUGAAGGAUUUGCCGUAUUUGUGAGGAAAGUCGGCGUUAAAUCUUCACAAUGCUAGACCCCAUUCAAGUUAGGCGUCGUGGUGGGAUGGAUUUUCAUUCUUAUUAUGAGUACUCUUGUGCUUUGCAAGACACUGUCCCACUAGUAGCUGUCAAAGCAAACCUUGCACAGGAAACCUUGGACUUUUGUGGUGAUCGCAUACGAUUGAUUGACUGGACUCCCAUUUUGAACACUCUUGCGAUUAACAAACAUCUCCACCAUGUUGCAAUAAGAAGUUUCCAUCAGCCAAUUCUUGAUGAUGCAGAAAGACCUAGAACAUUUUACAGGAGAAAGAUUCCAGUAUUUCGGUCCAAAGAUAUGACGUUUCGGUUAUGUAAAUCAGUUCGAGAUUGCUUGUGCAUUUCUCAGGUUCUGAGGACUUUGGAACUUCAAGGACUUCCACUAAGAGAAAGGGAUUUAGUUACCCUAACAAAGGGAUUAUCCAAGGCUGUAUCACUGCAGAGAUUUUCUUUGGCAUAUUGCUCUAUUGGCGAUGAAGGAUUACAAGUUAUUUGCCACAGUGUAAAAAAUUCUUCAUCAAUCAAGACAAUUGAUUUCACUAGCUGUAACCUCACAUGGAAGAGCGCAGAACAAAUGGCAAAUAUUAUUAAGCACCAGGCAACUAAACGUCACAGUAUUGCAUGGGCUGAAAGCCUCCGCUACAGAAAACCUGAUCUGGAUUGUAUGUCAGGCCUAAGAAGAAUUACACUGAACUGUAAUGCCCUAAUUGGAGAUCGUGGCGCAAAGGCCUUUGUUGAACCACUUGUUGAAGAUUGUUGGCUAAAAGCACUUGACUUACAGAAGUGUGGAAUAUCCAAUGAAGGGGCACAAGCAUUGUAUGAUGUCUUGCAGUCUAAUACAACAAUAGUGGUGCUUGAUCUAAGAAGGAAUCCUCUUAUAGAUACCAUCCUUUUGAAGUCUAUAAUUGAGAGAGUUCUUGUUAAUAGUAGUGGUGCAAAUUCUGAGUAUAAGUGGAUUAAAACGCCUACUUCAAAAGAGCCUGUGAAACCCAAACCUCGAAAAAGGAGCAUGGUGUUUAGCACUGGGACAAAACUAAAGGCUACUGUGAGGAUAGGAUCUCGGAAGCCACCAAUCAAGAAGAAACAUUUAACUGUGGAAAAAGAUGUCUGCCAUUCUUUGUCACCUGUAACACAUGGUUAUAAGCCUGUGCGAAAGGCUAUAGAGGGCAUCCGAUGCAGUGGUCCUUCUCAAAUAUCACUGGAGGAUGACUCAAUAGUAGAUGAAAAAAACAAGGUUUCCAGCCCUGUGAAGCUGAUUUUAGAAAGUGAUUCCUCUGGAACAGAAGAUGCAGCUGAUACACUAGAAACACUCCUUCCAGUCCCCUGUGUAACUCCUGAUAAGAUUUCAGUGAAGCAGUUCAGACGAUUACAGGUGGAACUAGAAGAAUGUCGGCUAAGACUAAAAGAGGAAAGAAGAGCUAGAGCCAAAGCAGAUUCACGAAUAGUUGAGCUGGAGCUUGAAAACACAAAACUGAAAAAUAUAAACCUUUCACUUUCUGAGGCCUUGCAUACUCAGUCUGUAACAUCAAGUUUACUGGAGGACGAUGCAGUUCUAGAAAGUAUUGAAGCUUCUUUUAGAAAAUUCCAUGCCUUUUUGGAUCUCCUUAAAGAUGCUGGCUUGGAGCAGCUUGCGUCUGUUGCAGGAAUUGAUCAAUCUGAUUUUGCACCCCUGGGAAAGCCCCAACUUGCAUCAUCUACUGGUCAAACUGAAGCAAGCUCUGAAAAAGGACAUAAAGAAUAUGUGGAGUCCCUAAACCAAGUUGGUGCCGAUAAUCAUUCUGGAUCUGACAGUGGAAAGAAAUUUAUUGGAGUGCCCGCUUCAAAUAUCUUUUCUGGUCAAAGGGACUCAAAGAUCAAAGACAAGAUAAAAGAUCAAACUCCAAUUGCAUUUAACUCUGGGAGGGAAUUAAUAAAUGAAUCUGGAACAAAAGUUAAUCUUGUAGAAGUAAUACCUACAGCUGAACAUUUUUCCGACAGUUCAAGUAGCAUCUGUAGCCAAAAAAGCAAUGACAGCAAAAAAAGCAAUGACAGCAAAAUAUCCAGCAGUAGGACUAGCAGGAAAAACAGAUCUCAGAAGAAUGGCAUUAAGUCUGAAUAUCACACAACAAGAAGAGGGGAACUAUAGACUAAACACCAUCGCAGAACAGCUUUUUUAUGUGUUAAAGGUGGAUCUCCAAAUGGGAAACUGCUAAAAAGUCAAAGUGCUUCUUAUGAUGAAUCAGAAAUCUAUACAUUUUUCAAUACUGUUCAUGCUAUUGUGUAACUUUUUAAGUUGUACAAAUUUUAAUUAAAUGAAAUUUGAUGUUACUGUCAGUAACCUAGUUUUGUUCCAAGCAGUUGUGUUUAUAGAGAUUAUUGAAAAAAAAUUGAUUUGUUUCAUACAUUAAGACAUCAUACCCACAUAUACUUUUAAAAUCACAAUCACUUAAUAAUCAUAACCAACACCGUGACCAUGAUGCUUUUAAAAUUGUAUAUUAACAUUUCAUUUUUAUGUAAAUUAUUUAUGUUAAUUUACUUCACACACAGAAAGUAUUACAUUAAAUAAAGAAAUUAAUUUUGUAACUUUUUGCAUAUAA
This is a messenger RNA of Polypterus senegalus (gray bichir), 2765 nucleotides long. It is a transcript of the gene cep78, whose product is annotated as centrosomal protein 78. Lineage: Eukaryota; Metazoa; Chordata; Cladistia; Polypteriformes; Polypteridae. Bases 182 to 2314 code for a protein of 710 amino acids. Gene Ontology annotation, cellular component: centrosome. Gene Ontology annotation, molecular function: protein binding. The record is from RefSeq and is a predicted model, not a curated record. The transcript is spliced from 16 exons.